Cariama cristata (Red-legged seriema) is the source of this 676-nucleotide messenger RNA. Its product is annotated as vesicular glutamate transporter 3-like. The annotation marks the transcript as partial. The record is from RefSeq and is a predicted model, not a curated record. NCBI's taxonomy places the organism in Eukaryota, Metazoa, Chordata, Aves, Cariamiformes, Cariamidae. Gene Ontology annotation, cellular component: excitatory synapse; synaptic vesicle membrane. The transcript has 5 exons. Gene Ontology annotation, biological process: synaptic transmission, glutamatergic; regulation of synapse structure or activity; neurotransmitter loading into synaptic vesicle. Gene Ontology annotation, molecular function: neurotransmitter transmembrane transporter activity; L-glutamate transmembrane transporter activity.
AUGCCUUUCGAAGGAUUCAGUUCGCUGAAGGAAAGACUUUUUAACACAGGAAAGGAAGAGGUGAAGAACACCGUUAGUGACUCGCUGGGAAAUCUAAGAAGGAAAAUUGAUGGCAUCAAUGUGGAGGAGGAUCACAUUGAGCUGACGGAAGAGGGGCGACCCGUGCAGGCAAGCACCCGCAAGCCAGCACCAUGCGACAGCUACUGCUGCGGGCUGCCCAAGCGCUACAUCAUUGCCAUAAUGAGUGGUCUGGGCUUUUGCAUCUCCUUUGGAAUUAGAUGCAACCUGGGCGUUGCCAUCGUGGAAAUGGUGAACAAUAACACUGUUUAUGUUAAUGGAAAACCAGAGCUGCAGAAAGCCCAAUUCAACUGGGAUCCAGAGACGGUGGGACUCAUUCAUGGCUCUUUUUUCUGGGGUUACAUUGUGACACAAAUUCCAGGAGGAUUCAUAUCAAACAAAUUGGCUGCUAGCAGAGUAUUUGGAGCAGCUAUCUUUCUAACAUCUACACUGAACAUGUUCAUCCCUUCUGCAGCAAGAGUGCAUUAUGGCUGUGUGAUGUUUGUAAGGAUUCUGCAAGGUCUGGUGGAGGGUGUCACCUACCCAGCCUGCCACGGGAUGUGGAGUAAGUGGGCUCCUCCGCUGGAGAGAAGCAGGUUGGCCACCACAUCGUUCUGUG